AUGGCUAACUUUUUCUUGUGUUCCUCAUCUCAAGGUGUUCAAAAUUCAUGCUUCGUUCUCUUAGUCUGUUCAUCUUUACUCUUGUUGCCCUUGUCUAAAUCAGUAUACUUUGAGUUCACUGAGUUUCCUGACGACCAAACUAGUGUACUAUGUUCAGGUGAUGCCAAAACUUCUCGUGGAAACAUCCAGUUCAACAAAGUCAAUAAUAGCCUCUAUCGUGUUGGCCAUGUGAAUUACCCAAAUGCAGUCCAGAUAUGGGACAGAAAAUCCGAGAAGCUCACAGAUUUCGUCACUCACUUCACUUUCAUCAUUGAGACACAACCUCCAAAAGACUCUGGCCAUGGUUUCACUUUCUUUCUUGCCCCAGUUGGCUUCGAAAUCCCACCUAACUCAGGUGCUGGCUAUUUAGGCCUGUUUAACUCUAGUUACCCUAACUCCUCCUUAAACAAAAUACUUUUCGUUGAGUUUGAUUCCUACCCAGACAGAUGGGAUCCUCCAUUCGAACAUGUGGGUAUCAACAAGAACUGGCUUGGUUCUGUUGCUUUCAGUCCUUGGAAUUCCAGUUUGCACAGCGGGGAUCCUGCUGAUGCUUGGGUUUCCUACAAUUCUACCACACAGAUGCUUAGCCUUUCAUGGCGCUAUGGGAAGUUCAUAUCAACCUUGAAUACGAGUCUUUCGUAUCAAGUUGACUUAAGGGAAGUUCUUCCCGAGUGGGUAACAAUUGGAUUUUCCGCUGCCACUGGUAGAGCAAUGGAGAGACAUAUCCUUCAAUACUGGGAGUUUAAUUCAAGCUUGAAUAUAGUUGAUAAAAAAGAAGAUACGUCAAAGAAAAUGAAACUAUCAAUGGGGUUAGCAGUUCCUUUGAGUGUUGUAGCUGUAGGAGGUCUAGUAACAUGUGCUAUAUUUUGGAGGAGAGAAAAUAAGCGUACUAAAAAGUCGCUAGAUAAAGAUGGGUUGCCAUCCAUAAACGACGAUCUUGAAAGGGGAGCAGGACCCAAACGAUUUUCAUUCAAAGAUCUUAUUCUGGCUACCAACAACUUCUCCGAUGACCAGAAGUUAGGCGAGGGAGGAUUCGGAUGUGUCUACAAGGGCUACUUAUCACGUGAAGGAAUGGUAGUUGCUGUCAAGAAAAUAUCACAGGGUUCAAGACAGGGAAAGAAGGAGUACAUGACCGAAGUGAAAAUCAUUAGCAGUUUAAGGCACCGAAACCUUGUUCAACUCAUCGGUUGGUGCCAUGAUCAAACUCAAUUCUUGCUUGUGUACGAGUUUUUGCCAAACGGAAGCCUUGACUCUCAUCUUUUCUUCAAAAAGAGCACCCUCCCAUGGACAAUAAGGUACAAGAUCGCUCUAGGUUUAGCUUCCGCGUUGUUAUAUCUCCAUGAAGAAUGUGAACGUUGUGUGGUGCAUCGAGAUAUCAAAUCUAGCAACAUCAUGCUUGAUUCAGGAUUUAAUGUGAAGCUCGGAGACUUCGGAUUGGCUAGACAUAUGGACCAUGAACAUGGUCUACAAACAACCGCUUUAGCCGGAACUCUCGGUUACAUUUGCCCUGAGUACGUAACAACAGGGAAGGCUAGUAAAGAGUCAGAUGUGUAUAGUUUUGGGGUGGUUGCAUUAGAGAUAGCUUGUGGGCGAAAGGCAACCGAUAAAGUUGACCCAAGUUCUUAUCUAGGACUGGUGCAGUGGGUCUGGGGUUUAUUCGAAAAGGGUGAACUGCUUUCAUACGUUGACACGACGUUGAACAAGGAAUUUGAUAUGACAGAAGUUGAGCGUUUGAUGAUGGUGGGGUUAUGGUGUUCACAUCCUGACCGCAGUAUGCGACCAUCGAUUAGACAAGCAAUUCACGUACUCAAGUUCGAGGCAACAGUCCCAAAACUUCCAUUAAAGAUGCCGAUACCCUUGUACUACACCGCAGCAGAUGUCCCUCAAAUCAGUUCUGGUGGCGCUACUAUGUCUACCACUAGCAUUGAUCUUGUUCGUUGAAUAAUAAUAAUAGUAGAUAAAAUAUCUGUAGGUUUGGAUACAAUGAAAGCAAGUUGUUCAAUUGCGUUUUUGUGAUAUAUGAGGACAACACAAAUUACCAUUUAAUUACACAAAAGAGGGAAUUUCUUAGAUUCUCAUCUGUACUACUUCAA
Messenger RNA from Lactuca sativa (garden lettuce), 2132 nucleotides. Its product is annotated as L-type lectin-domain containing receptor kinase IX.1. Gene Ontology annotation, biological process: protein phosphorylation. Lineage: Eukaryota; Viridiplantae; Streptophyta; Magnoliopsida; Asterales; Asteraceae. The record is from RefSeq and is a predicted model, not a curated record. Gene Ontology annotation, molecular function: carbohydrate binding; protein kinase activity; ATP binding.